AUGACCUCAAAAAUUAUUGCCAAAGAAAUUGUUGAUGAGGUUCGUUCGAAGCCAUCUUACACACCGAUAGAGUGUUUGAAACAUUUUGAGGGACGAUAUGGUUGUUUGAUUGGUUAUUACCAUGCAUGGUUAGCAGUUGAGAAAGCAAAUAAGGAGCUAUUUGGUGAUUUUCAAUUAUCUUUUGACAAACUCCGCUGGUAUGCUGAGGAAUUAAAGGAGAAAAACCCGGGGACUGUUAUGGAUGUGGAAUAUUGCAAUGAAACUAAUCGGUUUAUAAGGUUUUUCCCGGCGUUUGAUGCAUGCAUUAAAGGCUUCAACUAUUGUCGUCCUAUUUUGGCUGUUGAUGGUACCUUUUUGAAGGGGAGAUACAAAGGAACGCUUCUCUCAGCUAUAGGAAAGGAUGCCGAUCAAGUUGAUAUUGUUUUUUGUUGUUGCCUUUUGUUGGAGUAUGAUUAUUUCCUCUUGCUAUCGGCGUUGUUGACUCUGAGACAGAGGCAAAUUGGCAAUGGUUUUUGGAAAAGCUGUCGACAGUUAUUACGUGUUCUCGGCCUCUUACGUUCUUUACGGAUCGUCACUCUGCAUUUGAAGGGAAACCUUAGGGAUAAGCUUUCAGGUCGACUCUCAAAUGGGUUUAGGGAGAAAGUAGUCAAUCUUUUCAAUGAUUGUGCACAUGCUCCUACUGUGAUAACUUUUGACAAGGCUCUUGAAGAGCUAUGUACUGUUGGUGGAGCGAGUGCAAAGAAUUUUGUUGAGUCAUUUCCGCUUGAGAGAUGGGCAAACGUGUACUUGAAGGUAGACGAUAUGGUGAAAUGA
Rhododendron vialii is the source of this 813-nucleotide messenger RNA. RefSeq lists its product as uncharacterized. The transcript is spliced from 3 exons. The record is from RefSeq and is a predicted model, not a curated record. NCBI's taxonomy places the organism in Eukaryota, Viridiplantae, Streptophyta, Magnoliopsida, Ericales, Ericaceae. Bases 1 to 813 code for a protein of 270 amino acids.